AUGCGAACACAAGGUCGCAAGGCACGGAAGGCGGCUGAGGACCUCAGACUGCGAAAUGGUGCCUGGGAGAUGGGUCUUCCCUCCUCGCCUAACAUAGAUAACCCUUUCCAGGGCCAGAGCGUGACAAACAAACGCAAUACGGUUGAGAUGGAGAAAUUCGAUAAGGCAAAAUUGAAGAAGACAGAAACACAGGAGAAAAAUCCUCUGCCUUCAAAAGGAACGACUGGACAUGUGAAGCCAGCUGGUGAAUCGCAAUGA
Microtus oregoni (creeping vole) is the source of this 258-nucleotide messenger RNA. Its product is annotated as thymosin beta-4-like. The transcript has 3 exons. The record is from RefSeq and is a predicted model, not a curated record. Gene Ontology annotation, cellular component: cytoplasm. The coding region runs from base 1 to 258 and encodes 85 amino acids. Lineage: Eukaryota; Metazoa; Chordata; Mammalia; Rodentia; Cricetidae. Gene Ontology annotation, molecular function: actin monomer binding. Gene Ontology annotation, biological process: regulation of cell migration; actin filament organization.